ACUGAGCGAUAAUAGGGAAAAUAAACACAUGUACUUACCAGGAUUUAACUAUUUAAGUUCAACAUCGGAUUUCUUGUACAAUGAUUUUAAGAAAUAUUAAAAAGUUGCACAAAAACACAAGCUAUAUGAAAUGUAUAGCAUCAAGAUGUUUAAAUCAGAAAACAACUGAUAAUAAUGAGUUUGUUAAUAAAGAUCUAUCAGAAUACUUAUCAAACGAUCCUCCAGAAAGACCGAUAGAUCCAGAAUUUCCGUCUGAUUAUGAAGAGUAUAGAAUGCAAGAAUGGUUAAAGUAUAAUAAAAUCAAACGAUCUCAAGAAAAGAAAGUUAAAAGGCCGCUUAUUGAUCCAAGGGAUACUUCUAUAAUUCUUUUUCCGGGACAAGGAGCUCAGUUUGUGGGUAUGGGCAGAGAGACACUUAACUUUCCAAAUGUUAGAAAUAUGUUUGAGGCGGCAAGUACAAGAAUGGGAAAAGAUUUAUUAAAAUUAUGUCUUGACGGACCAAUAGAAGAAUUAAAUAAAACUGAAAAUUGUCAACCAGCCGUGUUUCUUUGUAGUUUAGCAGCAGUAGAAAAACUAAAAAAUUUGGAGCCUUAUGCUAUUGAAAAGUGUAUAGCAACCGCCGGAUUUAGUCUUGGAGAAAUUACAGCUUUGGUAUUUUCCGGAGCUUUUUCAUUUGAGACUGGUUUGCAAGUUGUUAUAAAUAGAGCCAAAGCAAUGCAAAAAGCUUCAGAGAUUAUACCAUCGGGUUUAGCAAGGGUAUUCCUCAAAUCUAACUCUAAAUUAGGUUUUGCUUGUAAAACUGCAAGAGAUUAUUGCAAGGAUAAGCUAAAAAUUGAAAAUCCUGUUUGCGGUGUAGCCAAUUAUUUGUUUCCGGAAUGCAAAGUAAUUGGUGGAAAUAUCGAGGCUUUACAAUUUAUAAAGGAUAAUAGAAGAGAAUUUAAACUACUAGGUGUUCAAAUGCUUCACGUUUCUGGUGCAUUUCAUACCGAAUUAAUGAGUUCUGCACAAGAAGACUUUAAAAAUACGCUAAAUCAUGUCAAAAUUGAUAAACCUAUUGUCCAUACAUAUUCAAAUAUAGAAGUCAGUCCGUAUAAAAAAGUAAAUGAUAUAAAAAAAUUAUUAGUAAAACAGUUGGUAAAGCCUGUAAAGUGGGAGCAAAUUAUGCAUACAAUCUAUACAAGAGACAAAACAGAGGAAUUUCCGGAUACUUUUGAAUUAGGACCUGGAAAACAACUGGGAAGUAUAUUAAAAUCAACUAACAGAAGAGCUUUUUCUUAUUAUAAAUCAAUUAAUAUAUAAAAUUCCUUUAUUUUUAUAAGAAUACAAAAUAUUUAUUAAUUAAAUGUAAGUAUAUCUGUUAAAUAAAGAUCAGUCUUGCAAAAAAAUAACCAUUCGUUAAAGUAAUUGAUACGAAAGUAUUUAUAGUAAUGUUACCUGACAGUUAGCUAUCAAGGCACUGAUACCUUAAUAUCAAGUUUAAUUUUUAACGAUCUAAUGAUACUACAUUAUUAAAAUAUAAUCCAUUUUUAUUAAAAAAAAACAUGCAGUAUAGACAUUCAAAACUUGAAAUUUGUAUUUCAAAUUUUAGAAACUAGUUCAAAUAUU
Molecule: messenger RNA, 1604 nt
Organism: Dimorphilus gyrociliatus
Lineage: Eukaryota; Metazoa; Annelida; Polychaeta; Dinophilidae
Source: the annotation of a GenBank genome assembly